CCGAUUGGGGCUCAGCGUUUUCUGAUCUUGUGUCAAUCUCGUAAUCAUGGAUGGACUAUAUGCCUAUAACAUGCGCGCUACGUUGCAUGCACCCGAACCUCUGCGAUCUGACAAUCUCAAGAGACUCUUUAAGAGGCUAGCCGAUCCGCACGAAGAUGAGAUCUUUGUGCAGAACUUCGCAGGCGAAAUUAAGCACGAGUUCGCUGACAGUGGGAAGCUUGUCAACGAUGACGGCCACAAACCACAAUUCAGCUCCUUUGCCAAUUCAUGCCUCAAAGCAGGGCUCGUAAAAACUAUGAUGGCCGUUGCACGAGAGGAGUGGUCAACUCCAGGUGUACCAAAGGCGAGGUAUAUUGCACAAUAUCAUGCAUUGGAGGGUCUCUGUGACUUGAUGCGGUCUGGAGAUGUAUCGGAGCGCCAGAGUUUGCUUAGCGAGAUGUUACGGGAGGACAUUGUAGGCCUGUGCUUACGGAAUCUGCAACAUCGGUUGUGCCUCAUGCGCCAACUAGCCGUCAACACUUUACGUGCCCUUGCAGCUGAAUCCUUUCUAGCAGCCAAUGUCCCGGCUUCCACCGCUGCUGACGUCAUAGAAGGAGUCUGUCUCUACACGCUUGACGGGCCUGGAUUUGUGAUCGCACAGAUGGACGACCCCGAGACAACAUGGCAAAGUCAAAUGUUCAUGGAUAAAGAAGACAUACCCCCAAAGAUCUCCAGCAGGUACUGCCCGAGAUUCUAUGCUAUGGCUCAGGAGAGUGCCAUGUGGACAGCACAUGGUCUCCUGUCCACAUACCCUCCUCCGACACAGGAAUACUGUUACGGUAUCCUCAGGAGAAAGCCAGGUAUCAUCGACCUUCUCCUUGAUUGCGCGAUACUCGACCGACAGCCAUGGUACCCCGAGAACCAGACAGACUCCGUAGCUUGCGAGGUACUAUCUUUGCUGUUCCAAUGGCCGAGACACAUAGUACCCGGUGUUGUAACGCCGAUGGACAAGGCGUUCAGAUCGCAGGAGUGGAAAUCCAUAUUACAGUCAUUGGCGAUCCUGACAUCUCGUCAGGACUGGGUGGAAAAGCUUACUGAGGUGUGGAUGCGACUUCAAGAGGAGGAUCUGAUAGAACUUCGGAGAUACUUUCUAAGGGUCGAGCAAGAUUAUGGCGCGAUGAACCCACCUAAUGACGAAGACUUCAACUGUGUUUUCGAGUAUCGUGCAACGUCUCGGAUCGGCAUACUCCGGGUAAUCACCACACUCACGUACGCGGCUGAAUCGUGUGGUGUCACCAAUGCACAGGUUGAAUCCCUCCUCCAUGUUGCCUAUGUGGCAUCUCGAAACGUCAAACCCAGCGGAGAGUGCGUCGUCAUGAGGGACAUCUGUGACUCUAUGGAGAACGGGCACGAGAUCUUCCGCUCGCCUAUGUGGACAAUUUCCUUCGCGGAUGUGGCCGACGAGCCUGCAGAGAUAGCUCCCGAGAGCAUCCUUGGGCCCACCGCCCUCGUUCGCCUGCUAGUCAUUCUCGCUCAGCGUAAAGCGCUAGACGGAAUUCAAAAACUGCGCAAAGCGCCGAUUGGACUCUCCCCUUCGACGUCUCUUCGUCACAUCCGGCAGAUCACGCACCCUGAAAUCGUCCAUAGGGUUGUCAAAAUGGCUCAGGCACGUCUUCGUGCUCGACUGGAUAAGGGUCGACAGCGAGUAGCGGUGAAGAAAAACGACGCCGAUUGGAACUUCGCCUGUGCCGCGUUUACAAGCGCAGCUGAGCUCGCCGCGGCUCUGGUUGCGCUGGAUGUGCAUACAGAUGGGGUGUACAGGGUAGACAUACGCGGUGCGAGGAAGCAGUUGGUUAUCGCUUUAGGGAACGCGGCACAGAUGACACUCAACACCAGACGAUAUCAGCGGGCACUCCACUAUGCGUUGGGAGCCGUUAGCGCAGCGGAAAAUAUACCAGGGGAUGAAGAACUAGAUCUAGAGAUUACGGAGAAAAAUAAACGGCGAAUUAACCAAGCUAAAUCGGGGCUACAGUAUAACCGGUAGAAGUUUUAUCUCUUGCUUUGAGACCUUUCCACGAGUACAAGCCGAAUAUCAUGUAACGCAUUCGUGUUCUCAACAUCUCAUAAGCCACAAGAAUC
Molecule: messenger RNA, 2118 nt
Organism: Coniophora puteana RWD-64-598 SS2
Lineage: Eukaryota; Fungi; Basidiomycota; Agaricomycetes; Boletales; Coniophoraceae
Exons: 6
Coding region: 47-2023 (658 amino acids)
Source: RefSeq, a predicted model, not a curated record